AUGGCUUACACAGAAAAGGUGUCAUUAAAUGGCACCGCGCUUUCUUUCUUACUUUAUGAAUGUUUAAAUUCAUCAUGUAGUCAGGAAGGUUUCUUGUUUGGCGAUGUCACUUCAGAGAUUAGAAACCAUAUAUCUGAUUCACACAAUGACAGCGCUCGUUUAGACACCCAAAUUGCCAUCAGAACAGUUUUGCCUUUGCCAUCGGUUUCAUUGUUUUACCUUCCUUCUGGGAGUAUUAAGGAGGAUGUGAUUAAAGAUUUAUUGUCAAAUGCCGCCAAUGAAGUAGUCGGAUGGUACAAAUAUCGUAGAAACAGUAGUAUAAAACCAACAUUUAGAGACAAACUAAUCUCGAAAGGCCUUCAGAAGUACUUUGAAAAGCAUCAUGGCAAGAAAACAUUUGUAACAUGUAACCUAUCUUCAAAGACAACAUUGGGGGGAUCAACACAUACAUUAGUUUAUAGAUUUGGAAAAAUAAAUUGUUUUGACAUGUAUGAGUAUAUAGAAGAUGUCACAGCUAACUUAGGUGAAAAGGUAACGGGGUAUAAAAAAGCAAGCAGGUUAUCACCACACUGUAUAUUUAACAAAAUAGUUAAGGAAAGCAAUGUCCAAACUAAUAAUACAAAUGAUGCAAUAUUGAUGAUACAAGAGGCUGUAGAUGUAAGGCUUGUAGCAGAAGCAAGAAUUGCUGCUAAAAAUGAAGCAACAAUUAGAGAAUUGGAAGCAGAGAUUAAACAAAUGCAUUCAAUUUUGGCAGAGAAACAAGCAUCAGAUUUAGAAACUGCUUACAAUAAAAUCUUGGAAGAGAAGUAUGUGGAUAAAGAAGUUGAAAUGGUUGAUGCUUGUUUAGAGGCUCUCAAUACACCUCCAACUAUUGACCUACUUAGUACGCCAAAUGUAAUUAAUAGCAAUAGUGAAAUUUUGACAGAUAGUGAAAGUUCUCUGCAACUUAUUGAAAAUAAUACAAAAGAGAGGUCUCCUAGUCCCUCUUUGCCAUCAAGUUCUAAGCCACCUGCAUUAAACUAUGCAGCGGUGCUUAAAAGAAAAUCUGAAACCAGCACUAGUAACAAUAUAAUAAAUAAUUCAAGUGAAGACUUAAUUACAUUUGACGUUGAAGAGACACCUGCUCAGAAACCAAUUAUUAUUAUCAAUGACAAUGCAACAUGUUUUGGUGAAAGUUCUCCAGAAUACUAA
Leptosia nina is the source of this 1191-nucleotide messenger RNA. Lineage: Eukaryota; Metazoa; Arthropoda; Insecta; Lepidoptera; Pieridae. The record is from the annotation of a GenBank genome assembly.